AUGCGUCACCAACUCUUCCUUGACCACAACCUUGCAGUCAAGAUAAUGGCAAAGCGAUCACUUUCUCCAGUUUCUUUGCCACCCGCAAAGCGCAUUCACACUUCUGAUACUUCCAGACACUUGAUGACCCACUUUCUCAACUUUGACAACCUCUCCGAUGAGCUGAUUCUUUGCAUUUUCUCCCACAUUUCCUUCGGCGAUCUCUGCAUCACCCAGCCUACUAACAGGAAUUGGGCGCGUCUAGCAGGGGACAACGAACUCUGGAGAAGCUUGUAUCUCCAGGUGUAUGGACGAACAAGGCUCCGAGGCGCCAAGGGCUUCAUUAGUCGCCUUGACGGGCGAGAAGUGAAACCACUACCAGGACGCGCCAAAAGCGCCGAGUAUAAAGACUGGAAGUGGAUGUUCCGAAUUAGUUCGAACUGGAAGAGAGGGCGUUGCUUAGUAGAGGAGCCUGAAGAAUCCCUAAUGGAUGUUCAAUCAGCACUCCAUUCAUCUACUCUUAACAGCCAUGUUAUUGGUGAUGGUGGCGAGCACAUUAUUCUUGCGGGACCUUUGACCAUUACCGCGUCUCCAAAACUAUUCGAGAAACCCCCCAUAUCUAUCAUCGACCAACACUACCGAAAACAUACUCUUAUUUGCGAGCCAGCAGAACCUGGCCCCGUGCAGAUCACGACAUUGGCCUUGGACCAAUCUCCUCCGUCGCAUGGUCACUUGUCCCUGGCAUGCUUUCUAUCCACGGGGGAAUUCGCCAUCUUUGAAUUCAAUGCCACCGCGACGUCACACUUUUCUCGGAAGUUCUAUUAUCGACCAACGCGGCGGUCUUCGCGGACUUCAAACAUAAUCCGAGCGGCGUACUACCACCCACUUGUCGUAACCCUUGCUAAUAGCUUUUCCCUUUCCAUUUACGACCUUUCAUCAGGGACAGUACGGCAUACGCAGACGCUUAGUGCAUUCACUUCUUACCCUCCGGCUUCUCUCGUGCUUUCGUCGCCCUCUGCAGUGCAAUUCAAGCUAGUUAUUGUGUACUCAUCCCCCGUUUAUCCAAGACAUUGGUCAGUUGGAGCGACGGAACUGUUGAUCUCAAGGAACCCUCCAUCCGCCACCCCUGCCCUUGCAAUGACACCUUCGUCUCAUUCGUUUACCGAAGAGUUCCGGUACCCUCUUCCAUCCACAAUGACAGUCACAGCAACCCGGAACAUACGCGCCUUUGACGUGCCUAACGGUUGGAUUGACACCGGUGCGCUACAGUCAAUGCGUGAGCAGUGGAGUCGCAAAGUUUUCAACGUCGCCGCAGCCCAGACGGACGGCAAAUGGGUUGUCCUUGCUCCAGGAGACAACCUCGAUGCCGCGUGUGGUCGUUCCUUCUGGACAUUUCCGCCAGGCGUUGCUUCUUCCGCCCUCCAUUCUCCUGUCGGAUUACAACUCUACCGAUUGGUUCUUCCUACUCAAUCCAACUCCAUCUCGGCCUCACCACCCAAGCUCAAUUUCGUGCGAACACUGGUGGGCCAGACAAGCCCCGUGUCAGCUCUGGCUGUUGCAGACGGGAGAUGCGUAAGCUUGGGAGGAAAUGGAGGAAUCUGGGUUUGGGAUCUUGAAGGCGGAACUGGAGCAGAGGUGGCUUCAGCUGACGAGACUUUCACGGAUCCUGGGCUCCAGUCAAUACGAGGCACCAUCUCAUUUGAUGAAAGACGGAUUGUCAGUGCGCAUGCAGGCAAAGUCGUCAUUCGUAGAUUCGAUAUCUAA
Molecule: messenger RNA, 1743 nt
Organism: Cyclocybe aegerita
Lineage: Eukaryota; Fungi; Basidiomycota; Agaricomycetes; Agaricales; Hemipholiotaceae
Source: the annotation of a GenBank genome assembly